Molecule: messenger RNA, 402 nt
Organism: Diabrotica balteata
Lineage: Eukaryota; Metazoa; Arthropoda; Insecta; Coleoptera; Chrysomelidae
Source: the annotation of a GenBank genome assembly
UCUUACAGAAGACAACAUGCCUCCCAAGAAGGACUCAAAGUCGUCGGCGAAGCAACCCCAAAAGACCCAGAAGAAGAAAGAGGGGUCUGGAGGUGGCAAAGCCAAAAAGAAGAAGUGGUCAAAAGGAAAAGUUCGUGACAAGUUAAACAACCAAGUUCUUUUUGACAAAGCUACUUAUGAUAAACUGUACAAGGAAGUACCCUCCUACAAAUUGAUUACCCCAUCAGUAGUUUCUGAACGUUUGAAGGUCCGUGGAUCCCUUGCAAGGAGGGCACUUAUUGAACUACAACAGAAAGGUCUUAUUAAACAAGUUGUACAACACAGAGCACAACUUAUUUACACUAGGACCACAAAGGGAGAUGAUCCAGCGGCAUAGAUAAUAAGAUAAACAUAUAUCUUUAU